UUUAGAUAACUUAAUUAAGGAAUAAAGGAAAGCUUUUCCUUUUUUCUUAAAGUAUGUAUGCAAAAUUCUCAUAAAAAACAUUUUUGUAGAUUUUAAAAUCAGAAAGAGAAAGAUACCUCUUUGCUAUUUAAAGUCUCAAAAACACAUCAUUACUAUCCAUAUCCAUAUUCUUACCAAUAUAAGCAAUUAUGGAGAAACUUGUUGCUUUCAGCUCUUUUCUCUUGUUGCUUCAGUACUAUGUUAUUAGUAGUUCAGCCAUGACCCAAUCUAAUAUCUCCACUGAUCAAUUAGCUCUUCUUUCUCUGAAAUCACAAAUCAUUUCGGACCCCUUUCACUUCUUGGAUGAAAGUUGGUCCCGGGCUAUGUCUGUUUGUCAUUGGGUUGGAGUCACUUGUGGCUCUCGUCACCAGAGAGUGAGAAUCUUGAAUCUUUCCAACAUGGAUCUUAUGGGAAUAAUACCCGGUGAACUUGGGAACCUCACAUUUCUUGUUUCUCUUGACUUGGGAAGCAACAAUUUCCAUGGAAAUUUGCCUCAAGAAAUGACACACUUGCAUCGGCUUAAGUUUCUUGACUUAAGUUUCAACAGCUUCAGCGGGGAGGUUCCCUCUUGGUUUGUGUUUUUACACCAACUUCAAGUUCUAAAUCUUGGAAAUAAUAGUUUCACUGGUUCCAUCCCUUCUUUAUUUUCUAAUAUGUCCACACUUGAGACUUUGAAUAUGAAUUUCAAUUCCAUAGAGGGCCAAAUACCAAAAGUGAUUGGAAGCCUUAUAAACCUUCGAGUAUUAAAGUUGAGGGGUAACAAGCUCAAAGGUUCUAUUCCUCUGUCACUCUCGAACGCCUCAAGGUUGGAGACUUUAGAUUUAUCUUAUAAUUCACUUCAUGGAAACAUACCAGAAGGGAUCGGCAAUCUUCACAACAUGAACUCAUUGGUCAUACAGUUUAAUCAGCUAAUGGGUUCUAUACCAUCCACAAUUUUCAAUAUCUCAAGAAUCGAAUUCAUUGCAUUUACUGGGAAUAGCUUAUCAGGAAGUCUUCCCAAUGGUUUAUGCAAUGGUAUCCCAAUACUUAAAGGGCUUUAUCUGUCUUAUAACAAACUUUAUCGUCAUAUGCCUACAAGCUUGUCAAAUUGUUCACAACUUCAAAUUUUGUCUUAUCGGAAAAUGAGUUUGAUGGACCAAUACAAAGUGAAAUUGGAAGAUUGAGUAACUUGCAGAUAUUAGAACUCGGAGCUAACCAUUUCACAGGGAUAAUUCCACAAGAAAUUGGAAAUCUUGUUAAUUUGAUGGAGUUAUGGAUGGAGAUAAACAAGAUUAACGGAUCUGUCCCAAUCUCCAUAUUCAAUAUCUCGUCGCUGCAAAUUUUGUCACUGGCGGUGAACAAUCUUAAUGGAUUCUUACCACGCGAUAUUGGCAACUUAACCAAGAUGAAAUUUUUAUAUCUUCAAGAAAAUAGGUUUACCGGUGAAAUUCCUAACAAAAUAAGCAAUCUCGUUGUGUUGGAGAAACUUAAUCUUCAAUUUAAUAGUUUUAGUGGUUCACUUGAAAUGGAGACCUUCAACAUAUCAGGGCUGAGAGUGAUGUAUCUUUCAUUAAACAAUCUAUCAGGAAGCCUCCCACCAAACAUGGGUUCUAUCUUACGCAACAUUGAAGUGCUUUAUCUGAUGAACUUAACCAAUCUUGUUGGAACUAUUCCUCAUUCCAUCUCCAAUUGUUCAAAACUUAUUAGUCUAGAGCUUUCUUUCAACCAACUCACUGGCUUGAUUCCCAAUUUUUCUUGGAUAUUUGACUCAUCUACGGUAUCUAAAUUUAGGGGGAAACAAUUUAACUAGUGACUCAUCAUUAAGCUUCCUGACUUCCUUAACCAAUUGCAGAAGUUUAACAACUCUAUCUCUAUAUUUGAAUCCUUUAAACGGAAUGCUUCCUGCCUCCUCAGGGAACCUUACCACAUCUCUUAGUACAUUUUUAGCCAUCAGUUGUAAAAUCCAAGGGCGAAUUCCAGAUGAAGUUGGGAACUUAAGCAGCUUAUUAGACCUUGAUCUUUCUGGAAACAACUUGGCUGGAUCAAUUCCCAUGUCGAUCGGCAACUUGAGAAACUUGCAGGGCUUGUUCUUGAGUAGUAAUAAACUUACAGGAUCUAUCGUUGAUAAUAUAUGUAAAUUGCAGCGCUUGGAUGUCAUCAACUUGACUCAAAAUCAACUUUCAGGUUCUCUUCCUAGUUGUUUAGGAAAGGUUACUUCCCUUAGAGAGAUACAUCUCGGUUCCAACAAAUUGAGUUCCAAUAAACCACCAAGAUUAGGGAACCUUCAUGAUCUAGUGGUUCUUGACUUAUCGUCAAACAACAUGGUAGGUUCUUUACCUCGAGAAAUUGGAAAUCUAAAGGCUGCGACACUGAUAGAUCUAUCGAUGAAUCAAUUCUCAAAUGAAAUUCCAAGAGAAAUUGGAGGGUUGCAAAAUUUGGCACACCUUUCUCUGAGACACAACAAGUUGCAAGGAUCAAUACCUGACUCAAUGAGCAACAUGGUAGGUUUGGAAUUCCUAGACCUUUCUUACAAUAAUAUAUCUGGAACUAUUCCCAAGUCAUUGGAGAAACUUCAAAACUUGAAGUAUUUCAAUGUUUCUGUCAACAAAUUGUAUGGUGGAGUACCCUCCGAGGGUCCUUUCAAGAACCUUUCGAGUCAGUUUUUCAUCAACAAUGAAGCAUUGUGUGGUUCUUCAAGAAAGCAUUGUGUGGAUCUUCAAGAUUUAGUGUCCCGCCAUGCCCCACUUCAUCAAAGCACAGAUCAAAUAGGAAAAAAUUGCUAGUACUUUUUCUUUUGCUCGCAAUUGCAGUUGUAUUUUUUCCUAUGACCUUUGUGCUCCUAUGGAUUAGAUAUAGGAGAGGUAAAAGUGCUCCUCAGCAAGAUGUUUCAUUGUCUACUGUAGCAAGAGAAAGAAUUUCACACUAUGAAUUGCUCCAAGCAACUGAUGCGUUUAGCGAGAGCAAUCUGAUUGGUUCCGGAAGUUUUGGCUCCAUUUACAAAGGUGUUCUCAGAAGUGGAACUGUCAUUGCAGUUAAAGUCUUCAAUCUGCAACAAGAUGUGGCAUUCAAGAGCUUUGAUAUGGAAUGUGAAGUUCUGCAUAGCCUUCGCCAUAGGAAUCUCGUAAAAGUCAUUACCAGUUGUUCCAACCUUGAUUUUAAGGCUUUAGUGCUCAAGUAUAUGCCAAAUGGAAGUCUUGAUAAAUAUUUGUAUUCACAUAACUAUUUCCUCGAUAUCAGGCAGAGGCUAAGCAUAAUGCUAGAUGUAGCAUAUGCGUUGGAAUAUCUUCACCAUGGGUACACGUCGCCUGUAAUCCACUGUGAUCUGAAGCCUAGUAAUGUCUUGCUGGACGAGGAUAUGGUUGCCCACCUAAGCGACUUUGGCAUUUCCAAACUGCUUGGUGAAGAUGAGAGUGAUUUAUACACUAAAACCUUAGCAACAUUUGGGUAUAUUGCGCCAGAGUAUGGACUGGAUGGUUUGGUGUCUACAAAGUGUGAUGUCUAUAGUUACGGGAUCAUGUUGCUGGAAACAUUUACUAGGAGAAAGCCCAACGAGUUUGAGGGAAAUCUUAGCUUGAAGCAAUGGGUGAGUUAUUCUCUUCCAGAUGCAGUAAUGGACGUUGUAGAUGCUAACUUGGUAACACCUAUGGGUAAUCACUUACAGAAAGAGCUAGAUGUUGUGGCUUCAAUCAUGAAAUUGGCAUUAGAUUGUUGUGCUGAAUCCCCGGCAAGAAGGACAAACAUGAAAGAUGUUGUUGGGAUGCUGCAGAAGAUCAAGAUUCAACUUCUUGCACGUUGAGCAUGUUGUUGGAAUCUAUUAUUCCAAAUCACUUGUUUGUUUCAAUUUUUUUCUGAAUUGUUGUAUUCAUGUAAGGAUUACUGUUUUGUUUAACACUUGGUUUGUGCAUGAUUCUGUUUUUAGAAAUGCUAGAUGGUUGCUAUGAAUCUCACUGUUUCCUCUUUAUAUUUUUGUUGCAAAAUGGUGGAACUUAUAUAUUGAAUAACUAUAACCAAAUUGAUCCUCUUGAAAAUCUUUGAGCGGAAUAAAUAUGUUUUAGAUUCUUAGAGGAAUUAUCUGUAUGAAUACCAAUAGGCAAAUAAUAUAAAUGUUUUACAUUGGAAACACUAACAGGACAUAUAACAUCAUGACAACAAACUUAACGGGCAAUGACAAAAAAUGCUAUAUAUCAUAACGCUAUA
Molecule: messenger RNA, 4215 nt
Organism: Capsicum annuum
Lineage: Eukaryota; Viridiplantae; Streptophyta; Magnoliopsida; Solanales; Solanaceae
Product: receptor kinase-like protein Xa21
Exons: 4
Coding region: 2843-3814 (323 amino acids)
Biological process (GO): protein phosphorylation
Molecular function (GO): protein binding; protein kinase activity; ATP binding
Source: RefSeq, a predicted model, not a curated record